Macrosiphum euphorbiae (potato aphid) is the source of this 441-nucleotide messenger RNA. The record is from the annotation of a GenBank genome assembly. NCBI's taxonomy places the organism in Eukaryota, Metazoa, Arthropoda, Insecta, Hemiptera, Aphididae.
AUGGCUGAUUCUGUGGAUUCAGAGUAUGAUGUGUCAGAUAUAGAAUCAACUUCAAAAGCACCCAGAGGAGAGCAGUCCCAGGCAUUAAGUCAUAGGAAACAAAAGUUUCGAGAUGAAUGGCCAACAAUUAAAGAAUUUAAAAAUUGGCUAGAGCCUGUACCUGAGAAUCAUUUGAAAGCAUAUUGUUGUUACUGCCGAUUGCAAAUGGUUUCAGAAUUGACUACUAUAAAGAAGCACAUGAGAAGUUUGAAACAUAUAACCUCUGCAAAAUCUAUAACUGGUAUGAAAACAGGAUUAUUUUCUACAACAACAGCUAUAAGGAAAGAUGACGAAGCAAUAAAAAGAGCUGAACUAAAAAUAUGUGGAUUCAUAGCUGAACACAAUAUGGCUAGGUUCACAUGGACGCGCGUACACGCGCGCCAGUUUUUCGCGCGUAUUUAG